CCUGGAGCUGCAGGUGUCUCACAGAGAGUCAGCAGGGCUCUUGUACAUGCCCUCUCCUCAGGAGUCUCAUUAGGGAGGCACAGGCCCUGAGAACCAGUCUGAGAGGAGAGUCAGGUCCCUGGCUAGGGAGGGAAACAGCAAACCACAAAGUCCUGGGGCAGGCAUAGAGCAAGACUUGCCCUUGCCCUGGCCACUACAGAGGCCCUUGGGGCUGGAGCUCUGGGCUUGGAGUACCAGGCGAUGAGCUCAGCCCUCCAACCCGGCCCUUGUGUGUCAGGCUGUCAGCAGGGCCAUUUCUCCCAAGAAGAUUUCCAGGCCCCUCUGGGCCAUGAAGAGGCCUAAAUUUAGCGAGCAGACAAGGGGCUGGCCUUGGGCCCAGGGACAGUCAGGCCUUAUAAAGCGCUGGCAGUCAGGGCCCCGGCAUGCUUCCCUGGAGGCCUGCACCCACACGCUUCUCCAGCCCAGCCCCUGCCUGGACAGGGUCCCUGCUGCCUGUGGAUGAGCCACCGGACCUCCUCCGCCUUCAGAGCGGAGAGAAGCUUCCAUUCUUCCUCCUCCUCCUCCUCCUCUUCUUCUUCUUCAGCCUCCCGGGCUCUCCCAGCUCAGGACCCACCCAUGGAGAAGGCUUUGAGCAUGUUUUCAGAGGAUUUUGGCAGUUUCAUGAGGCCCCACUCGGAGCCCCUGGCCUUCCCAGCAGUUCUGUCCACAGCCCGACCUGGGGGACAAGGCAGUGUCAAGACCCUUGGCGACGCCUAUGAGUUUACGGUGGACAUGAGAGACUUUUCCCCUGAAGAUAUUAUUGUCACCACCUCCAACAACCAUAUUGAGGUGCGGGCUGAGAAGCUGGCAGCUGAUGGCACGGUCAUGAACACCUUUGCUCACAAGUGCCAACUGCCAGACGAUGUGGACCCUACAUCGGUGACCUCGGCCCUUCGAGAGGAUGGCAGCCUCACCAUCCGGGCACGGCGCCACCCCCACACAGAACACGUCCAGCAGACCUUCCGGACGGAGAUAAAAAUCUGAGGGUCUCCCCACCCUUACCCUCCCCUCCCCGAAUCUCCUCUACUGGCCUGCUGGUGAGGUCAUCCUGACCCCUGACGAUGGCCCCCAGAACAUCUCAGCCCGGUCCAGUCACUCCACACACUCUUAGGCCCCAGGUGGGUCAACCUCCCCCCAAACUAGGGCCCUCCUCUCCACCCAGGAGCAGUCCCAAGACCCUCUUGUUCUCUCUCAGAUAGGAUCUCCCUGUCUUAGUUCACAAGAGAGGGGUUGAAGGAUGGACUUGGGGAGAAAGUUGAGGGCUAAGCAAAUGAUCAGUGGACAGAGAAACAUCUCUGCAGGGCAGGGGACCAGGGACGACCCUCCUGGCAAGUGGAAUAUAGGAGCUGGCCACAAGCAGGGCUGCUGGCCUAGGUGGACUGCCUCAGGCAAGCCAGAGAGAUAACCAUGAUUGUCACCUCCCCAGGGCUGCAAGUCUCCAAACCAGGGCUACCUGUCACCCUGGGCCCCAGUCAGCUACUUAUGCCAGGCAGGGACACCUGUACCCAGGUGGGGUUUAUUAAAAUAG
This is a messenger RNA of Cricetulus griseus (Chinese hamster), 1567 nucleotides long. Lineage: Eukaryota; Metazoa; Chordata; Mammalia; Rodentia; Cricetidae. The record is from RefSeq and is a predicted model, not a curated record.